UGUGCGCGGGUAUUCACAAGUGCAGCCCUUUCGGGGGAUUCAAUCUGAUGACGGACGGAUCGACACGUCUGCACACCCCGACAGGGACGCCUCGUGAGCGGAGCGGCUUGUAGACUCCGGUGGGGAAUCGAAGCUGUGCCCGCCGGCUUUGUGUUUGGGGUCAUCAAAGUUAAUCGGCCAGUACGUGCGAAUCGGGGCGAACAAUUUAGGUGUCUGCAGUUGUCCACCAGUAUAAAAAGGAGCCUUUGGGUCUAAAGUGCCUUUUGAGGAUGCUUUUUUAUGGUAAUUCAAUUGCUAGAUAAAAGGACGGCUGGCUCCGAAUGUGAUUCCCUCUGGAUAAGCACGCCGGUUGUCCGGAGCGCCCCACCACGUUAAUACCCUGAACAGGACGGACGAGUCGGAGAGAUGCCGGCGCAAGGACAAUGCAGCCCUGUAUGGGCCCCUCAUCUCGGGAGCUUUCAGGUCACUGAAGGGAAUGGCACCAGCAUUGGUACUGUGAUCGCAUUUGAAUGUCCAGUCAGGCACAGGCUUCUGGGAAAAGAAGUCAUUUCCUGCAUUCAGAAGGGCAACCAGACAGUUUGGACGGGGGAUGUCCCCACCUGCAGACAACUUUCCAGAUUUGAAGAUUUUGGGUUUAAGGUGGCAGUGAUUGCUUCCAUCGUGAGCUCUGCAAUUAUUCUCCUCCUGUCUGUGGCUUUCCUCACCUGUUGCCUGCUGAAAUUCAUUAAAAAGAGAGAGAGACAAAGGAGUGAAAGGGAUGUGCAGCAGUGUCACCAAAAUGAGAGCAGUCACUUAGAAGAGUGCACAGAAGAAUUCCAUACGAGUAAAGAAGGCAGCAACAACAACAAUAACAAAGCCAAAAUACAUGAGGCCAGGCUGCUGAAUGACACAGGGAUUGACAACCGAGGCUUCUGCAGAAUCAAUGAAUCCUGCAAGGCCAUCACUCUUAGCAGAGGAUGCAGCAUCCAAACGCGCUCUGCUGGUUUAAAUGUGGUCCAGAACAGCAAGCACUUCCCGUGUACCAUUCCCACAGUUAGCGGAACUCAUGUGGUGGACAUCUAUGGACAUCGCUGUCAGUCGCCUGUCAGCCUAUCUGUGGGUCUCCAUGCUUGAUGCUGACCUUCAUCACCUUUCACUGCACCUCUUUGUAUCGACAAGUGCCUUAAAACUUGGGAGCUUUCCACAGAGCUCAGCCCUACACUUUGAACAUGAACACCCUCUUUUGAUUAGCAGUGUGGGAGCUCAGAAAUGCCUCGUUGCGUCUCUCACGUGGAUCAGAAGUGGGUUAGCUUGAGCCAUUCUAGUAAAAGGAAUACUAUCAGUUUGCGUCUUGGCCAUUAAGAUUGUGGAUGAGAUUUUGGGUGCACUCUUAAAAGGUUUGUGUUUAAGUGCAAGUUCUCAGGAAAUUGUCUGGAGUCCUUUUGCCUAAUUUACUAAUAUGACUGUGAAACUGUGACUGAAUGUAUCAGUGACUGAGCCGGUAUCUAAGUUUUGUGCAUGUAAAUGUGUGUGUAUCAAAAACAAAGAUGUUCAUCUCCUUUAUAUAGUGUCAUUUGUAGCAGACACUACCCUAAAGUGUAAAAGUACAGAAUUAUACUAAAAUUGUCUAUGUAUAUUUUUUCAUAGAUGAAUCCAGGGGUUUAGAGUCAUGCAGCAAGUCAGUAGUGGGCACUGUGUUGAUAACUUUGUGAUCCACAACUUAAAAAAUGAGCUACAGUAUCACAGAAAAGAAUCUGGGUGGUGACUUUCACUUUUGUUCACAAUGCAUCUUCUCAAAAUCACCGAGACCAAGUUGGUGCUGACUUUAGAUGGGCCACUUUUGUUUUUCUUCCCGCUUGUGUACACAUCAUUGGUUCCAGGUUAUUGCUGCUGGCAUUUUAUGCAAUGUCACUGUUGUGAUGUCACUUCUCACCUAGCCUGCAAUGCAGCUGCCUUAUGAAAUGUAACAUUUGCUGGCUGGCCUAGAAAAACUAAAGAAGGCUGGAACAUAGCACUUUUAGCUGAUGUCACAUUAAGAAGUGACAGUCACUGAUCUCAUUGCUGCACCAUUCCACACUUACCUACUGAGCGCCAGUCUACUAGUGCAGUCGUGCUUGCCUCUUUUUUCUGACGUAGUGGUGCUUUAUGAAGGGUUAACAGCUGCAGCAAGUUCAGAAGCAAUUUCUGUCCCUAAUUCCUUUU
Messenger RNA from Polypterus senegalus (gray bichir), 2181 nucleotides. RefSeq names its product sushi domain-containing protein 3 (gene susd3). Gene Ontology annotation, cellular component: plasma membrane. Lineage: Eukaryota; Metazoa; Chordata; Cladistia; Polypteriformes; Polypteridae. The coding region runs from base 406 to 1113 and encodes 235 amino acids. The record is from RefSeq and is a predicted model, not a curated record. The transcript is spliced from 6 exons.